AUGGUUUUUCAGUUUCGAAUAGAGACAGAGAGCCCUAAAAAUGAUAUAUUAGCUCCUCAAAACACAAAAACUACCCCUCCAGCCACACCAAAAACUUACACUUGGAAAAAACAAUUUAAGAUAAAAUCCUUCAAAGGGCCCUUUGAAGCUGGCGAUUUUUUAAAAAAUCGUUACAAGGGCCCUUUGAAGCUGGCGAUUUUUUGUAGGACUCAUACAAUACCCCUACACAAUAUAAAAAAUCACCAAGGCAUUAGCUGCCCCGGAACUUCCCCUCCAGCCACCCCAAAUCCAUCGGCUGAAGAGGGAAGCCCGUGUACAUUUUAUGUCAAUGGGAAAUUCCAACGAAUUCUUACGUAUUUUGGGUCGGGGAUUACGAAUAUC
This is a messenger RNA of Cotesia congregata, 381 nucleotides long. The record is from the annotation of a GenBank genome assembly. NCBI's taxonomy places the organism in Eukaryota, Metazoa, Arthropoda, Insecta, Hymenoptera, Braconidae.